Plectropomus leopardus (leopard coralgrouper) is the source of this 1634-nucleotide messenger RNA. Its product is annotated as cytosolic sulfotransferase 3-like. The record is from RefSeq and is a predicted model, not a curated record. Lineage: Eukaryota; Metazoa; Chordata; Actinopteri; Perciformes; Serranidae. Gene Ontology annotation, molecular function: sulfotransferase activity.
AGAGAGGAAGGACAACAGGCUCCGAGUCUACAGCAGGAGAAAAUUGUCAAAGAUACAGCCGGGAAACCAGCAGCCUUCAGCAUGUCAUUUGAUCAGGGCAUGAUGGAGUCACCUCCUCGACCAGAGCUGUUUGAUUUCCAUGGAGUGCCAAUGGUUCACUAUUUCACAGACAACUGGGAGAACGUUCAAAACUUUCAGGCCAGGCCAGAUGAUAUACUUAUUGCAACAUACCCCAAAGCAGGAACCACAUGGGUCUCCUACAUCCUCGAUCUGCUGUAUUUUGGACAGACAGAACGACAGAGAUCUGUCCCAAUCUUUGAGAGAGUGCCUUUCUUGGAGAUGCUCAUCCCAUCUCUGAAUUCAGGAAAAGAUCUGGCUGACAACCUGCCCACCUCUCCUCGGCUCAUUAAGACUCACUUUCCAGUCCAGUUUGUGCCAAAGUCCUUUUGGGAGCAAAACUGCAGGGUAGUCUAUGUGGCCCGCAAUGCCAAAGACAACCUGGUGUCUUAUUUUCACUUUGAUCGCAUGAACAUGAUUCACCCAGAGCCUGGAGACUGGAGGAACUACUUUCACAGAUUCAUGGAGGGAAAGAUGGUGUGGGGAUCCUGGUAUGACCAUGUGAACGGCUGGUGGACGAAGAAACAGACUUAUCCAAAAAUUCAUUACAUGUUUUACGAAGACCUGAGUGAGGACACUGGACGGGAAAUAGACAAACUCUGCAGCUUUCUUGGUUUGUCUCGAUCAGAUGAGGAGAAGAAAAGGGUUGCAGGUGGAUCGCAUUUUGAUAAUAUGAAAAAGGACAACAUGGCCAACUAUUCUAUGAUCCCAGUUCUGGAUUCCAGAAUUUCUCCUUUCAUGAGAAAAGGGAAAGUUGGUGACUGGAAGAACCAUUUCACUGUUUCCCAGAAUGAACAGUUUGAUGAAGACUACAAGAAAAAGAUGAAGGACGUCAGACUUAAGUUCCGAACUGAAAUUUGAACAAGACUAGACAAAAAUGUGGCAUUUCUGUGAGAAAUUCUAGUUACUGUUGCCUGUAUCAGAGGUGUACAGUGAAUCUCUUGUUAAUUAUCAUCAUAAAGGUUUAAGGCUGUGAACAAUAUAUUAUGAUGAAACAAGAUGGAAAUCAAAUGACUGGUUGUGUCUGCAAGUGAAUAUUUCCUUUAGAACAAGUGAAUGUAUGCAUAGAAAACAGAAAAAUUAAUUAAUGAUGUAAUUAACCAAAAGCAGGCCUAGUUAAAUAACGAAAAUGUAUAGUCUGAUGUCAACUAAGACUGAGCGAUAUCAGUCUUUAUUAUUUCAAUAUGAUUCUUUCAUUACAAUUUUAAUGAUACCAAUACCACUGCUGACACUGAUAAUUUCUUAAUAAUAGAUAAUUAAUCUAUUAUUGUUUAACCCUGCUUAUAACUGUCAGGUUUUGUUGUUUUUAAAUGACUGAAGAUGUGACAAUUCUGACAUGCUGAGGACCCAAGCGCUGACACAAAGCACAAGACGAGAGUUUAGUAAUUGAAGGGUGUUUAUUAUUUACAGUGAGAGGAUUCCUUCUAGAGACCUUGGGUGCUCGGAUGAGCGUCCAAAGCCUCGGCAGGGAAGCAAGUGGGCAGGCAGGCAGGUAAGCAGGCAGGCAGGCAGGCAGG